AUGCCUCCAAAGUUCGAUCCUAAUGAAGUUAAGUUCUUAUACUUGAGAGCCGUUGGUGGUGAAGUCGGUGCUUCAUCUGCUUUGGCUCCUAAGAUUGGUCCUUUGGGUUUGUCCCCAAAGAAGGUCGGUGAAGAUAUUGCCAAGGCCACCAAGGACUACAAGGGUAUCAAGGUUACCGUCCAAUUGAAGAUUCAAAACAGACAAGCUUCUUGUUCUGUUGUUCCAUCUGCUUCAUCUUUGGUCAUUGCUGCCUUGAAGGAAGCUCCAAGAGACAGAAAGAAGGAAAAGAACGUUAAGCACAGUGGUAACAUUCCUUUCGAUGAAAUUAUCGAAAUUGCUAGAACCAUGAAGGAAAAGUCUUUUGGUAAGUCUUUGGCUUCUGUUGCUAAGGAAAUCUUGGGUACUGCUCAAUCUGUUGGUUGUCGUGUUAACGGUAAGAACCCACACGAUAUCAUUGAAGCCAUCGACAAUGGUGAAAUUGAUGUUCCAGAAAACUAA
Molecule: messenger RNA, 498 nt
Organism: Lizanozyma spartinae
Lineage: Eukaryota; Fungi; Ascomycota; Pichiomycetes; Serinales; Debaryomycetaceae
Gene: RPL12
Product: 60S ribosomal protein uL11
Exons: 1
Coding region: 1-498 (165 amino acids)
Biological process (GO): translation
Cellular component (GO): ribosome; cytosolic large ribosomal subunit
Molecular function (GO): structural constituent of ribosome; large ribosomal subunit rRNA binding
Source: RefSeq, a predicted model, not a curated record